Austrofundulus limnaeus is the source of this 3982-nucleotide messenger RNA. It is a transcript of the gene onecutl, whose product is annotated as one cut domain, family member, like. The record is from RefSeq and is a predicted model, not a curated record. Gene Ontology annotation, molecular function: RNA polymerase II cis-regulatory region sequence-specific DNA binding; DNA-binding transcription factor activity, RNA polymerase II-specific. Gene Ontology annotation, biological process: regulation of transcription by RNA polymerase II. The coding region runs from base 719 to 2077 and encodes 452 amino acids. Gene Ontology annotation, cellular component: nucleus. Lineage: Eukaryota; Metazoa; Chordata; Actinopteri; Cyprinodontiformes; Rivulidae. The transcript has 3 exons.
GAGGAGGAGGAAAAUCUCACGAGAUAAUGAAAGAAAAAGAGGAGAGCUGCUCCAACACAGAGUGAAAACAGGAGCUCGUGGAGAUUUGUUGUUUUUUUUCUCUCUCUCCCAAAAAAGGUCUGAAGCAGAGCUCGAAAAAAACGGAGACGGGAAAAAGGGGAGGGAGCGCGUGAGGUUUGUCAGUAACCGAUGUUUUUAUUUAUUAUUUUUAUAUCCCUAUUUUUUGUGCGCGCGCUGUGGUUCGGUGAAUGUAGCACCCCGGGGGCGCAGCCGGACCAAUUGUGUGAAUGUGUAGGUCUGCUCGGCGACACACGGUCGGAGAGAUGCGCAGGGCGGACAGCAGCCGCGGACGCGCUCUGAGAAGUGGAUAAAAAAAAAGGCACAAAAGGCACAAAGCUGUUCUGCCGGAGAACAGCUGAGCACCAAAGACAAACAGCGUUCAGAUGCACAAGUGAGAAUAAAAUAAACCAUCCGGACUCCUCAUGCUGCUGCAAACUUGUUUUCUAGGAGUUUGAGGGAGUUUGAAGACAGUACUUAAUGUUAUCAGAUAAUUAAUUAGACACCCCAUAAGCCCGGAAAUCAAUUAAUUCACAAAUCAAUAAAUCCAUAGUCUGGUGUAACAAGAGACCUUCCAGACUGUUAGCCUGGCUGUUGAACAACAAUAACAAGAGGACAGCAACAGCAUUAAAAAAAACGCUUUUAUUUGCUGAAAUUGAAGAUGGAUGGGGGUCUAGGGGAGAUGUCCCUCCACAGCCACUCGGAUCUGGCUCACAGCCAGGAUGGCAGGGCCAUGCUGCACUCGCGGGACCUCUCGGCUGCCUUCCCCAGGCCUUCCCUCGGGAGCUCCUCCAUGUCUCUGGAGCCGGAGCCCCGCGCGCCAGGCUACGACCACUCCAUGUCGGCGCUGGGCUACAGCGGCGACUCCCCGUCCAGCGCCGGCAGCACCUACACUACCCUCACCCCCCUGCAGCCGUUCGAUGAUAAGUUCCACCACCACCACCACCACCAUCACCCCUGCCUCCCCGUCAGCAACGUCAUCGGCAGCUUCACGCUCAUGCGCGAGGAUCGAGGCCUCGGCACCAAUUUCUACAACCCGUACGGCAAGGAGCUGGCCAUGACCCAGAGUCUGUCACCCCCCACCACGGGUUCGGGCCUGGGAUCCUCCAUGCACGGCUAUGGUGGUCUGGGCAAUGGCUCCAACGGGAGCAGUGGACAGAUGCUCCACGGCGGCUACGACGUCCACGGGGGGAGCCUGUUCUGCCGAACGUCAGAUUUUGGCCGAGAGAUGUCCCCACCAGGCUUGGGAGGAGGCGAGGUGUCAGUCGGGCAUCAGCUGAACAAAAUGGAGGCCCACCAGCACAACCCCAGCCACCACCCUCACAUCUACAGCCAGCACUACCAGCCUCACCACCACCCAAGCCAGCAGGUGACCAAGAUGGGCGAGCACCUCCACUCUUCGUCACCCACCGCGUCCUCGCCCGGCGAGGGCAUGCUGCCCGGCUCGCAGGGCGGCGGAAGCGGCGGCGGGGAGGAGAUCAACACCAGGGACGUGGCCCAGAGGAUCAUCACCGAGCUGAAGAGGUACAGCAUCCCCCAGGCCAUCUUCGCAGAGAGGGUCCUCUGCAGGUCGCAGGGCACGCUGUCCGACCUCCUGAGGAACCCCAAGCCCUGGGGCAAGCUCAAGUCUGGCCGCGAGACCUUCAAGAGGAUGUCUCGUUGGUUGCAGGAACCCGAAUUUCAAAGAAUGGCCUCGCUCCGGCUGGAGGCCUGCAAGCGUAAGGAGCAGGAGCAGAGCAAGCUGGAGCGCAACCAGGGCCCCAAGCGCACCCGGCUGGUGUUCACGGACCUGCAGCGGCGCACGCUCAUGGCCAUCUUCAGGGAGAACCACCGGCCCACCAAGGAGCUGCAGGUCACCAUCUCCCAGCAGCUGGGCCUGGAGCUCUCCACCGUCAGCAACUUCUUCAUGAACGCUCGCCGACGCAACCUCAACAAGUGGGCGGACGAGGGGCGCCCCUCCUCCACGGGGUCCUCGGGCUCCAGCGUCUCCUCGUCCGCAGUGUCCUGCAGCACUGCGUGACCCCCCCCCACCCCCCCCCACCCAGACCGUCCGGGAAGGGCGCGCCACGGGAGGGAGCAAGGAGGCACAUAGACUGGUCUGAGUGGAGAUCAGCCGUUACACAUGUCCUCCUCGUUAUUAGAAGGAGCGACGGAGCCAGCUCUUAGAGAUGAUUCUAUGAAGAUGAAGCCCCCCCACACCCCCACCAAACCAAAGUUGAUUGCCUCUUUGAAAUGGAAGGAGGCAAAGCCCAGAGUGAUCCAGCGGCGGGACGCGAGGCCCUGCUUGUACAAAAGGUGCACAGAUGAUUUGACUCAAACACUCUCACACCCUUACAUAGACGCCAUCUCAUUGCGUUAUUUUGAUUGUGUAGUUUUUAGAGACAAUGAGGGUAUCACAAAUCAGGAGGAAGCAUAUUUUGAUGUACCUUCAAAUUUAUUUUUCAUCUCUCCAAACCUGAAGAAUCAAGAGGUGAAGUUUGCUCACGUCUGGAGAGCUCCAUUGUUUUUAAUCAAACGUGAAAACCGUUGUCCAAAGAUGUUAACCUUUACCCCGAGUCCUCCUAUUUUUCCUCGAGAAUCAAGGUGAAAGAGGAAGAAAAGGCUUUUUUUUAAUUCCCUUUUUGUUUUAGCAUGUGUUUCCUUGGUGUUGGACUGUAUGGUGCUGUUUCAAGUUUGGAGCCUGGGAUAAUCAGGAGGGUUCUGUAGCGUCUGUAAAUCCCAGCCGUCAAUCAUUAACCACCAAGAGCAUCUAAGGCAUUUUGUCAAAAUGGUCUCAUCUUGAAUUAAUCAGAGGUUUCAAGGGGGAUCUACAGUGCAUCUCGACGUACGCCGGGACAAAAUCAAUAAACACAAGUAGGACGCCAAAACAGACUUGUUGAUGCAACCGUUUAGCUUUAAGACUCUCGCUGAGCUUCCAAAGAAAAGCUCCACAGCCAUUUUAUAACACCAAGACCAAGCCACAGAAAAGAAGCAGAAAGGUUUUGAAGGGAAGAGGUUCACCUGACGAAGUGUACAGUGACGUUUUAGUAUUUUUUCGAAUCAUUUCCAAAGUAAACUGUCAACACACACCUCUGCUCCGUUCUGAAACCUUUUCCUUUUUUUCUUUUUUUUUCUUCUUCUUUUUUACAGAUGUCUAGAAAAUGGAGGAAUGUGAUUCUUUCUGCCCUUUUUGUACAGAUUUCAAGCACAUCGAUCUAUUUAUAGAACCACGUUGGAAGUGCGGGGCAGUUUGUUUCAGCCCUGCUGACGUACAAGGUCUUUUUUUUUUGGUCCACGAAGGAACGGCUUUAACACGCCUCCUUAUAACCAAAAGAUGAAUCAAACCAAGAACAUUUCAAAUGCAAUUACUGACCUGAUCAUGCUAUUUAUUUCUGUAUUUGUGUAUUUAUUGAUUUUCCUUUUUUCUCUUUCUGUAUUUAUUUGGUAAUUUAUUUAUGCUAUCUAUAUACUGUAAGUAUUUAUUUAACAAUGCUCUGUAUGUCUGUGUGAAACUUAAGACUUUUUUCUGAUGGGCACUUUUAGCUGUAGAAUCCCAUCGUAAUACCAAAGAUUACCAUUGCCUCCCUGAAUGUACGGCCUGAAUCCCUGAACCCAGUACCCGAUCCAAACCCAGUCCAACCCGAUCCACCCAGUGAUGUUGCGUAUUUCUCGAUCCUGAAGGCCUGGCCUUUUUGGUUAUUUUUAUUUUAUUUUGUAGACUAUUGGGGAAUUCUUUACUCUUGCAAAUGUCUCUGCUGUCAGAUCUUAAUGCCAAGGCCAAAGCUUGUUUGAAUGUUGUGAUAAUAUUUAUAAUUAAUAAUACUAUGAAUAAUAAUAGUGACAAAGACGAUGUGGCAUCCCAUGGAUUUAGAAGUUGCUUGUAAAGUCAUUUUCAGACCAGCGUCACCCGGAGGUGUGCGUCUUUGGGGUCCAGGGGCCCAGGGGA